Molecule: messenger RNA, 609 nt
Organism: Penicillium egyptiacum
Lineage: Eukaryota; Fungi; Ascomycota; Eurotiomycetes; Eurotiales; Aspergillaceae
Source: the annotation of a GenBank genome assembly
AUGAGCUUCUACCCCAACCAAGGUACAUCCGUGAUCGUUCCGGCCGAUUUGGAACCUAUCCACACAAGUCGCCUAUACCUACGACCGCUGACGGUGGCUGACGCCGCGGCCAUCUUUGAGAUCCGCCGACGACAAGACGUGGCUGACUGGCUCUGGCCCAAAGUCCCCCACGAAGACAUAUCAGAGUCUGAGGCCAUCAUCGCCCAAAAGACAUUCACAACACCGGAUGCGUCAGGUGCUGUUGGGCGGAAGUUCUUCUUCGCCAUCAUCCGCUCCGAGGAUUCAUCGCAAAGGGUUGUUGGAGGAGCGGGAAUCAAUGCUCUUAGCCCAGCCCCAUCAGUGGGUUAUAACAUACACCCUGACUUCUGGGGCAAGGGCUAUGCCACCGAGGCAGUUGCUGGUAUUAUAGAUGCGUGGUGGAAGCUUGACAGAACGGGUUUUGAGGAGGCUGUGCCGGGUUUAAAAAAGGAGAAGCUAUUUGCGGCGUGCAAUAGAGCCAAUAUUGGUAGCGUGAAGGUACUGCAGAGGACCGGGUUUAGGAUGUACCAAGAGCAGUCGAUGGAGGGCGACGUGGUUGCACUUUUUGAGCUGGAAAAGCCCAACAGAUAG